Molecule: messenger RNA, 707 nt
Organism: Paramecium primaurelia
Lineage: Eukaryota; Ciliophora; Oligohymenophorea; Peniculida; Parameciidae
Source: the annotation of a GenBank genome assembly
AUGUGUGAAUUACCAAUAGAGUUUUCUGAUUUAAGUUAUGUAGUGGAACCAUAAGUCUAUUAGAGUUAUAAUUAUUUAAGAAAUUUAAGUGAUGAUGAGUUAAAUUAAUAAGAUAUAUACUUUGUAAAUUUACCAGAUGAUGUAUAAUUAUGUGAAGAUGGUAAAUCUAGAAAAGUUGAUAGAAAUAAUUUAGAAGAAUAUUUACUAUUAUCUGCAAAGUAUUAAUUAUAUGAAUAAUAUUUGAAUGUUUUUAAACAAAUGAAAAAUGGUUUCUAAGCAUAAUUUGAUGCAAAAUUAUUGGUUUAAAGUUUUUCUCUUUAUGAAAUUAAUUAAUUAAUUGAUAUUAUUGAUUACUAAAUUAAUAAAGAAAAGUUAUUGAAAUGUAUUCAUUUUUAAAGGAGAAAUUAAAUAAAUGAAAAUUAUUUUACUUAAUAUAUAAGUGAAGCAGAUUAAUAAAAAUUAGAGAAUUUCUUGACAUUUAUUACAGGUAUUAAAAUAUAUUUAUAAUAAUAGGUAGUAAGUAUUCUAAUUUAGAGAAUUUUAAAAUAGAAGUAUAAACAAAUGUUGAAUUAUAAAAAAAUAAACUUCCAGUAUCUAGAACAUGUAGUAAUGUUUUAAUAAUUCCAUAAUAUCCAACUUAUGAUGAAUUUAAAGCUAAAAUGGAUAUAGCAUUAGAUUGGGGAUUAGAUUUCUUUGGUUAAGGUUGA